Messenger RNA from Anoplophora glabripennis (Asian longhorned beetle), 2071 nucleotides. RefSeq lists its product as uncharacterized. The record is from RefSeq and is a predicted model, not a curated record. The transcript is spliced from 4 exons. Bases 213 to 1967 code for a protein of 584 amino acids. NCBI's taxonomy places the organism in Eukaryota, Metazoa, Arthropoda, Insecta, Coleoptera, Cerambycidae.
CAAAUAUUUCGAUUUUUAUAACUUAAGCCUCUAGGAAAUUUUGACUUGUACUAAAAUAAAGUUGGCUAUGCUUUUAAAUGUCACUUGUUUAGAUUGAUUUUGUAACGGAAGUUUUAUGUAUUUGAACAUUUUCUGUCGGUUAAUAGCUAAAGAUUUUUAAAUUUCGUUAAUUUUAAUUUACAUGAUCGGGGAUUAGUAACUCGUACCUCUUCAUGGAGUCGUAUUACAGUAGUGACGAAGAAAUCGCUUGGGGACCAGUCACGUUGCGAGAAAUAAAUGCUGAUUUAAAGAGAUAUCAACCUAGGAAACCAAAUAGGAGACAUACGGUACUUUGCAAAACUCGGAAUACUAAAAUGGACGAAUCUCUUUCUAAGGCUAUGAACAAACUAGACAUAUCUGGCACAUCAACCGCAUAUUACACCCCAAAUGAGAGUUUAAAAGUUGCCAAUAAUUCAGAUUUUCUUGAAAAACUUUCGCAUGUUAUUAAUGUUCCAAGUUCAGAAUUGUCCGAGUAUGCCUCUGUAUUGGAAUCCACAGGAAAUACUAAGAGCCAGCUAGAGAACACGGAAAGCCAAAAUGAACCUCUAAUUGUGCCAUACAUAUUGAUAAGUAAACCAGAUAGUUCUGUUCAGAACGAUUCUUGCAUGGAUUUUAUUAAGGCAUUGGAAAAUCGAGAAACUCAGUAUGAUAUAGAAAACUUUCAACAAACUCUCGUUGAAAACAGUUAUGUACCAUCAGAAGAAGAACAAAUAACAACUGAAGAAGAGAUUUCAGUCAAUGAAACUAAUUCUGUAGGUGAAGAAAGUGAAAUAGAAGAGAGAGAAGUAAUUGUUUUAAGCGACGAUAGUGACAACUCUGCAGAAGAUUGUAAUGUAAGUUGCGAUGAAAGAAUUACUUCAUUCAGAAAGGAAACUGAUGAGUUUCAAGAGAGUGAGUUUCUUAAUAAAUAUGACAAGACUGAAAAUAAAUAUGAGCUACUUGAAAAUGAUUUGGGAAGUAAUGGUGAGGAACAGCAAAAUGAAGUGAAUGAGUCCAGUGCAUCAGGUAACAGAAUUAACGCUUUUGAAGAAACGAGUUAUCAGCGUAAUGUGGAGGAGUUAUUACUAACACCAAAUAUGCAGCGUCAACUGUCCACGAUAAAAGAAUAUAGUACCUCCCCCGUUAUUGUACCGGAGAUAGAUUUGACACAAUUUGACGAUUCCCUGAAAGAUGAUUCACUUCAGCUAAAUGAUACUUUAGAAGAAAUGAACAGAUGGCUGAAUGAAGGUCUAAAUGAUCGCAUUUCAAAUGACGAAAUUGUAGAAGAAACACCCACAAGGAAAGAUAUUUCUACUCCAUGUAACAAAAUUACUUCAAAAAAACAGUUAUUGUCGUGUGAUAGGGACAAGACGAGCCAUAUCCCAAAAAGGAAGUAUAUACCCACCUCAGCAGAAAAGAAAGUUAACAACACAUACACCCUUAAAAAAAUGUCGCCAAAAACCGAUUUUAAAAUACCUGAAAUACCUUUCCGCCAAAAACUAACAACACCUACUCCCCCGAAAUCCGGCCUUAAUUUAAAAAAUAUCGUCAGCCCCGUCGCGCUGUAUAUAAAAAGUAGCCCCAGGAUUCCGCUAAAGCAAAAUGUUCCGUUGAGAGAGUUGCCCCGGAUUGUAACCACCACAAGCACAAAGUCCUCGAAUAAAGAAAACUUGGUGGGGAUGGAGUUCCCUGAGGUCGCGUACAAACCGUCAAAAAGUCAAAAAACGACAACGGAGGAACCCGUUGUAGUGCCGCCAUACAUGAAAAAGUUGAUUACAGAGGGACACAUCACAAAGCACGAGGGCAGGCUGAAACCCAAGCGGAACGAUUCAAAAGUAAGCAGAAAAUUACUACAGUCUGACGUUACAAACACCACAAUCGAUCAAAGCUUGUUGGAUAACACUGGGGACGUAUCGGUUUUAACAAAUAAGCAGGCGUUUAUAAAGUAAGUCUUAUUAAAUAUAAGUUUUUAUCUAGUGAUUUUAUUUAACAAUAUUUUUCUCUAUUUUCUGUUUUCUGUUUUAAUCAUCAAUCAGCUACCUACUUUGCGAGU